Myotis davidii is the source of this 826-nucleotide messenger RNA. RefSeq names its product chondroitin sulfate proteoglycan 5 (gene CSPG5). Lineage: Eukaryota; Metazoa; Chordata; Mammalia; Chiroptera; Vespertilionidae. Bases 1 to 522 code for a protein of 173 amino acids. Gene Ontology annotation, biological process: nervous system development. The transcript has 4 exons. The record is from RefSeq and is a predicted model, not a curated record.
AUGCUCUCCUGGCAGUUCUCACGCGCGGUCACAGGCCAGGCCUCGCCGAGGCAGGGCCGCCCGCCCACCACCUGGCUUCGCCCCGUUUGCUGCUGCAGGUGCAACACCCAGGACUACAUCUGGCACAAGGGGACGCGCUGCGAGUCCAUCGUCACCGACUUCCAGGUGAUGUGCGUGGCCGUGGGCGCGGCCGCCCUGGUGCUGCUCCUGCUCUUCAUGGUGACCGUGUUCUUUGCCAAGAAGCUGUACCUGCUCAAGACGGAGAACACCAAGCUGCGCAGGACCCACAAAUUCCGGACGCCGUCUGAACUCCACAACGACAAUUUCUCCCUUUCCACCAUUGCCGAGGGCUCGCACCCAAACGACGACCCCAGCGCCCCCCACAAAAUCCAGGAGGUCCUCAAGUCCUGCCUGAAAGAGGAGGAGCCCUUCAACAUCCAGAACUCGCUGUCGCCCAAGCUCGAGGGCCGCGGGGACCCGGCGGAGCUGGAGGCGAACUGUCUUCAGAACAACUUGACCUGAGGGGCGAGGGGCGAGGCGAGGGGGCGGGGCGGGGGAGGGGCCAGGUCGCCCCUUUGUAGCUGUCGGUCCAGCUUUUCCUUUCUGUCUCAUGGCAUGCUUCGUGUGUGUUGCACGGGAGGGAGACACAGUCAGCCAGGAGCCGGGCAGCAUCGCGUCCCUGGGUGGUUGUCUGUGCGUCUGUCCGUCCAUCGCUUCUGCUGCUGUGGUUUCUAAGCCUCUGCUGUUAUUCAACUGACUUUUUCUUUUUGUACUUGGAUCCACCUUUUUUUGAAAUACCAGUAAAAACAACAAAAGUUCUUGAAAU